Molecule: messenger RNA, 978 nt
Organism: Coprinopsis cinerea okayama7#130
Lineage: Eukaryota; Fungi; Basidiomycota; Agaricomycetes; Agaricales; Psathyrellaceae
Exons: 1
Coding region: 1-978 (325 amino acids)
Source: RefSeq, a predicted model, not a curated record
AUGGAAGAGCUUAUCAAGGACAAGAAAGAGCGGGUUUGCCAGAGCGGCUUCGUGGCUGCGCCUGCACUCUCGUCUCUAUACAUCCAUCAUCCAUCUCGACAGGAUUUUGUGGGCGGCCUCCGAGCUCUUCCCUUGGCCAAUGGAUGGAGAGGACUGACCGAGCUUUACUUCAAUGGAUGGGAUCCAUAUGGAGCCUCGGAGAUAUUCUCCGUCCUCGUCCUCUGCGCUUCGACUCUGCGCUUUCUCGACGUUUCCAUGAGACCUCCAGAGCCAAGCCAAGAUCCCCUCCCAGCGCAUAUUCCCAAAAUCGCUUUCCCCAACCUGCAGCACCUCUCCAUCACCGAAACAGCUGGGGGCAUGGGCUAUCCUCCCCACCUCCACUGGUACAUGGAGGCCAUGCAGACGCCCUCGCUAGCAUCAUUGAAGUUCGAGACCUCUUGCGACCCGAUAGAAGGCCCUAGUUCCCUUUUGGCCUUCCUGAAAGCCAACCAAGGCAACCUCACCAAGUUGGCCAACGUCCUUUUCGAGUACAACUUCCUGUCCCCAGAGGACUUGGCCGCAGUGCUCAAUAUCCUCGGCGGUCCGGGGAUGGGUGUCUCUUCCCUGGUCAUGCAGGCUGCCGAUGUGGUGUAUCGGGACAUGGGAGGGCCAUUUCCCUACGCCAUCUUUUGGGAUAGCGUUCUCGAAAAGUUCAAUCCUGGACCGGAUCGUCCAGCUUUGUUUACAAAGUUGCGACAUUUCGCUUGCGAGCAGUGGAAGUAUGGCGAGUUUGGACCCGAGGAUCUGCUCGAGUUUGUCAAGUACCGGGUGGGCGCGUCUAGUUCAGAGCACGGCCUGGCCUCGCUGGAGAUGGUGGAGGUCACAUUCGUCUGUGAGGAGACUAUCGAUGUAGAGGAGGAAUUGAAGGCAUCGACAGGUGUCAGUGCAGUCCAAUUUGACCUAGUCUAUGGAGAGGAACAGCGGUGGGGAAACAUAUAA